AUGUGGGCGAAAGCUGCAAAUUCAUCAGCGCAGGUUAAGAUCGCAACGGUACUAUUGACACUCAUACCACUGUACUACUUCUCAUACAGGCUUAUCUCUCGAUCCAACAAAUCACAUCCCACCACAAAAGCUUCAAAAAUACUGAACAGAACUAAGUGGCAGCAGCAAUGGCUCGAAACCGACCUGCUGCAACCGUGGGACCCCCUCCCGAUUCAGAUGAAAUGCAACGAGACAAAAUGGAUAUCGAACCUGGUAUUUGACCUUGUCAAUGCCAAUGGCGGUGUGGGCAAUAUCCGGGCGGAGAUUUUGGACUUCUUAUUCUAUGCUAUCGAGUCUGGAGCUUCAAUCAUAUUGCCGAGUAUGGCAAUACGGCGCGAUGAUGACUUGUCCAAGGUUGUGGGUGCCGAAGAAGCUGACUUCAGCUACAUGUUCGACGAGCUCUGGUUUCUUGAGGCGAUGCGCAAAGCGUGCCCGCAAAUGAGGAUCUACGAGUCUGCGGAAGAGCUAGGAGACGGCUGGAAGAAAGAAGAGCAGACGUAUGAUCCGAGAGUUCCAUGGUCUCGCAAAGACCUGUCGCAGGGACAAUGGAAACAACAAACGGCGGACUGGCUUGCAGGUCGCAAGAUCACCGCUGAUGUAUCAGCUGUGGUUGCCAUCGAGCAUACUAUGUGGGAGACGAACUGCCGAGGAGAGCGACCUGCAUUUCGUCGUGCUUUGGGUAUGGUGCUGCAUGUCCGUCCGGAUGUCCGUCGCUAUGCAGCCAUUGCCAUGUUCAACAUGGCUGCGACCGAAAGGCUUGAUCUCCUCCCUACAGACCGCAUCCACAGGAAAGCAUUCUAUGGCGCCCACUUGCGCACCGAGGCCGAUACGAUAGCCGCUGGUUGGCUGUGGCCGCCUUCGGACGCAGAAAUUGGUCUGGAUUUUACACUCCAGACCUCUUACUACAUGCAAGCAGCAGUGACGCAUGGCCUCUCCAUCAUUUUUGCAGCAUCGGGAAAUGCAUCCGAAGUCGAGCGCUUCAAGCAGGUGGCUGCAGCGAAUCGGCCACCUCUCACGGUAUUGAGCAAGUGGGAUCUUCUGUCGGAGGCAGAGGGAGACGCAUUGCAAGCCAUGCACUGGGAUCAGCAAGCGCUGGUAGACCUGGAAAUCUUGAAACGCUGCUCCGUCUUUGGCGGGGUGGCAAAGAGCUCCUUCAGUUUUCUGAUAGCCGUAGCCCGGACGACGUACAUGGAAGAGGAAGACGAGGCAAUCCAGGAUCCUUGGUCCGCUCGGCACCGAGAUAAAAUGGUAGCCUUUGAGAACAAGCUCAACAAGAUCUGGGGAAGGAAUCAGCUGAACGAGGAGAGGAUUCCGAAGGGUGCAUGGCCCUGA
Molecule: messenger RNA, 1371 nt
Organism: Cercospora beticola
Lineage: Eukaryota; Fungi; Ascomycota; Dothideomycetes; Mycosphaerellales; Mycosphaerellaceae
Product: O-fucosyltransferase family protein
Source: RefSeq, a predicted model, not a curated record